AGGCUGAGAAGGAGGAGAAAGAGUGAGCGGGACGCCGCACCGAUCCUCGCUGCUCGCCCUUGAAGGACCAAACCCAUCCGCACAGGAUUCCCAAUAAACAACUAAGAUUUUGUGGUUGGACAAUUGUGCACACCUCGUGAACUUUAACCCGAACUGCGGACAUGGAUAUGUGAAAUGGAAGUCUGCAAACACCCGUCACCAUUUAAAGUAGCUCAGAUUCACGUCCCGGAUAAGUUUUCAGAUGAAGACCACACCCGCUCUCCCUCACCUUCCUCUUCGCAUUCCCCGCCCACAUUCAGCCUAACGGUGAUCUGCCCCGGCAACAACGGCGUCACCAGGAGGAAGACCGUCGCCCUUUUACGCGGACACCUCCCUGAAAUAUUUAAAGAGGUGGAAUGGCGACCCUGAGCCCGGCGUCCCCCUUUGAACUCCUACCUCCGCCGGCCACGGUGGGCUUCCUCAAGUUGUCCCGUCCGUGCUGCUACGCCUUCCCGGCGGGUCGCGGCGACUGCGCCUUCUUCGCCGUCAACGGCUUCACGGUGCUGCUGGACGGCGGCUCGGAUCCGCGGGCUUGCUUCUGGAAGCUGGUGCGCCACCUGGACCGCGUGGACGCCUUGCUGCUGACCCACGCCGGCGCCGACAACCUGGGCGGCGUCAACGGUUUCCUGGACAGGAAGGCGGCCGAGACGCGGUUAGACACGAUGAGUGACGAGGGCUCCGCGAGGCUCAUCUCACCGGAGCUCGGGGUGGUCUUCUUCAACGCUCCCGGAAGCUUACGGGUGGAACGGCGGUCUUCCGAGUUGAAGGUUUCCAAUUGUGCGGACAACGUCGCGAAGAAUCUAAACCAGGCAGCCGUCACCACCCUACGCCUGUUGAACGAGUUAAACAUCCAACCCCAGCCCAUGUUUCGACCGGCGGCGGUCCCUCCGGAGCCCAUCACCUUGUUCCAAAAAUUGGGUGUGGGACAGCUGGACUUGUACAUCCUCACUCCAGCCCAAAACAGCCAAGAGUACCAGACGCUGGUGCGGGACUGGUCCGACGGGGCGUCGCCCCGAGGGAUCCCCCUCGCCGCCCUCGCCCCGGUGUCCGCCCUCCUCGUGUGGCACCCGGCUUGCCCUCGCGAGAAGGUGGUCCGGGUACUGUUUCCGGGCAUUACUCCGCAGUCCAAACUGCUGCGGGGCCUGGAGAUGCUCAAGAGCUUGGCCUUCCUAAAGAAACCCACCGUGACUACCGGCGACCUGGAAAGGAUGGGCCACUUUGGGAAAACUCAACGGACGGAGAGCCAGGACGGUGUCCGUUCCCAAGGGAAGGAGGUGGCCAACAAACCAGGAGAAGAGGCUAAGAACACGAGGAAACUAUCGGUCGCGGAAAAGAAGGGCUUCAAGAAAGCCAGUGGGAAGGAGGCUAAAAAGAAUUCAAAGCAGGGAGAACACGUCGUCCUGAGGAACGGCGCGGGGACGAAGGAGACCCUCACGUCCAGACCAAAGAAUGACAACAAAACAAAGCUCAAAAACGACUCCAAAACGGAGUCCAAAAAGAUUAAGAAGACACCCGGAAAGGACGGCAAGAACGCACGCGUCCAGACCCAACGUAGCCACUCCAGACCAGACAACGAGGCCACAUUAGAAGAGUCGAAACACAAAAAAGAGCCCCACCGUGCCUCCAAAACAUCAACCCCUGAGGAUAUGACUCCCGAUUUCCUCCGACUUCCAGAGGAAACGGAAAGAGAAGAGGCGGAUACGGCGGAUGGGAGGAAAAAGACAGGCGGCGGCCCAGGGAAGGGGACCGCAGAAACUCUCGGAGAAGGUGCAAACGUGCAGGGCGCUAAGACCGCAGACCGACUCGGAGUCGCUAAGAAACCGGCAAAAGUGGUCGGAUUCCCAACCCCGUUGAAACAGGCGCCAAAGAACGAGCCCGGCAUGGACUUGGACUUGACCCCGACCGAGUACACCCUCCUGGACGGUGCUUUGAGGAGCAGUCCGCCCUCGCGAUCCUCCUCCGAUAACCAGGCCACCUCUGAGGAGAGGACUGUCGGGCAGAGUUCUUCGGAUUCCCGGCCCAACAGCGCCGGCCACACUCCUUAUUGUCUGUCUCCGGAUGACAAGUGGUGCAACAGAGUCGGCCAAACCGACCCCAGAGAGAAACAGCUGAGUUUCCUCUCUCUGGGGCCCUUGAAGGACGGGGCCUCUGAGCCGUCCGCCUCCGUGGCCAACACCGCCACCGUCGCCACCUCCACCCACUCCAUGCCGGCAGAGGUGAGCUCGCCUCAGUCCACCGAAGUGGACGAGUCCCUGUCCAUGUCUUUGGAGCACGGCCCCGCCCCGGGAAGUCAGCGGGAGGCGGAUGACGCCGGCCAUCAUCCCAACGGUGGUCAUUUUGCCGCCGUGUCCAAGAAGCCUCUCAGGUCUUUGGCGUCGGAAGCGGGGCGGCCUCCGGUUCCGGGCACCUUGCAUUUUGAGGCGCCGGCUCACGACGUGGACCUGUGUCUGGUUUCCCCUUGCGAGUUUCGCCAUUUCAAAGUGCCAGACUCCGGCUCGGGCGACAACAUCCGCAAGGUCGCCGCCAAGGACGCGACGCCGGGCGAAUCAAACGCCCCCGUCUGCACGGAGGACUGUCCGUCCACCACGGGCGACGGAGUCCUGGACUCGGACGAGGAGGAGUCGUGCGGUAUUCCGACAACCCCGGGCGCCUGUCAGGCCUUACCCCGGGACCCGCUUCCCGCCCGGCUCAGGGAUAGCCCGCCUCUGCCUCCGCGUCCCGACACCACCAUGCCCGUCCCGCAGUCUGACGUCGGCGCUCACGGCAAGAAAGUAAAAUCGAGUGGCGUGCGAGGGAAAACACCCGGGGUUACGGAUUCCUCCCCGAAGGCGAGCCCGGGGAAAAUCCAGGUCGUAAACGUCAUCACAAAGGCUAAAAAGGACGCGACGUCGUCACGCGCGUCCAACACCCGCACGUCAAAAUCGACGCCGUCAGAGUGCCCCUCCUCCACCGAGGACGCGAGCGUCUUCGUGGACCUGGCCUACGUCCCCUCCGGGGCGGCGUCGCCCACCGUGGGCGUGGACUUCUUCAAAAGUGUCCGCUCAUCCUGCUACGUGGUUAGCGGCGACUGCCCCGAGAGGGAGAAGCUCAUGCGGCAAACGCUGGACGCGCUGCUCCACGCCAAGACGGGCUGGGAGCACGCCACGCAGGUGACACUGAUCCCCACCUUUGAGUCGCCGGCCAUGCAGGACUGGUACCAGCAGACGGUGGAACGUCAGAGGGAGCUCGGCGUGCUGGUCCUGGGCUCCAACAGCACCGUGGCCAUGCAGGACGACACCUUCCCGGCCUGCAAGAUUGAGUUCUGAACAACCACUGCUUCGUAUUUGGACCCGGCCUUCCUGUGUAGAGUUUGCAUGCCCCCCGCCGUGCCUGCCUGAGUUUUCUCCGGGUACUCCGGUUUUCCUCCCACGUUCCAAAAACAUGCAUGGCAGGCUGACUGAACACUCAAAAUUGUCCCUCGGUGUGAUUGUGAGCGCGAAUGGUCGUUCGUCACUGCGUGCGCUGCGAUUGGCUGGCGACCGGUUCAGGGUGUCCGAAGACCGCUGAACUCUGGCAUGCCCGCGACCUUGGUGAGGAUAAGUGGAUUAGAAAAUGGAUGGACAGAGAGCGUUUCAUCCGCAUCAUCAGGGAUUAGUGAAACUAAACCAAACCCAUUCCAGGCUGCUAUUGUGAUUGUAAUCCGUUGAUACUGUCGCUGCUUAAAUGGGAUUGUAACGCAAGAGAACAUUUGCUUGUUGUUGUCGCCCAUGUCAUGAUUGUCACAUAGAUUAGAGUUCUAUUUUGUCAAGCCCUGGCUGAUUGAAUCAUCUGAUAUAAUUAUUAGCUCUUUAAAAAAAUAAAAAGAAAAAAAUCGGACGAUUUUUUGUUGAUUUAUGAAUAUUUUUAGUUUGUAACACUAUUCAAACAAUGACUUUCAACCCUCUCACUCCCCAAAACAUUUUUUUUGGUGCUGAUUUCUCUUUCUAUUGUUAACUGUAAAGGACAAAGUACUACGAACCAGUCCAAUAUUCUGCCUGUAAUUCCAAUCUUUAUUGUAUUUUAUUUUUUACUUUGGGGAUAAAAAAAAGAAGCAAUUUUCGUGAUUAUAUUUGGAUUAAUCUGCUGAUUAAUCAGUUAUCAGAAUUUGAUUCUGGAAAAUAGUGCAAUCUGCCUAAAAAAAAAAAUCUGUAUCAGUCGGGCCGUAAUAUUUUGCGCAUCACAAAGAGUGACGGUGACGUUAUGUGAGUAAAAUAAAUAAUAUUUGCCUUGAAAAGAAA
Molecule: messenger RNA, 4295 nt
Organism: Hippocampus zosterae (dwarf seahorse)
Lineage: Eukaryota; Metazoa; Chordata; Actinopteri; Syngnathiformes; Syngnathidae
Product: microtubule-associated protein 1B-like
Exons: 6
Coding region: 396-3344 (982 amino acids)
Biological process (GO): axonogenesis; microtubule cytoskeleton organization; regulation of microtubule depolymerization
Cellular component (GO): neuronal cell body; microtubule associated complex; dendrite
Molecular function (GO): microtubule binding; actin binding
Source: RefSeq, a predicted model, not a curated record